UAGACAGUUCUGUUAUUUUUGUUUUGAUUUUUUUCUCACGGUUUAUUGGCGAUAAUUUAAGUUUUUAAAAUGGAAGAUUAUGAGGAAUUCUACAAAACAAUCUGUCGAGUGUGUUUGUCGCAAGGAAACAGUGAAAAUAUGGUGGAUUUGACUGAUACGGCAUCUGACGACGGACUAAGUUGUUAUGGCAAAUCGGUGAUAACUUUUGCAAAUAUUCGCUUAAAAAACGACUCUUUACCUAAUAAAAUGUGUCAAGACUGUUUAUUUUUACUUAAACAAGCAAUCGUAUUUAAGAAAAUAUGUGAAAAGAGCGACGAAAAACUUACAAAAAUGGUGCGAAAAUUCGACAGUUCUGACGUGGAGUUCAAAGAAAAAGUAUCUCAGUUUGUUCUAUUUUCUCAAUAUUUUCCUGAUGGAUUUACAUUAGAAACUUCUAAGAAAAAUAAAGUCAAGUUAUCUUUGAAUAAGACCAAUGAAAAACCUGUAAAACAAGUUGAAACUAAUACUGUUGCUGAGGUAGAAUUUCCAAAUAACGAUUUCGAUGAUUUUCUCUCAAAUGACUAUCAAGAAGAAUCAAAUUCGAUUGAAAUUCCUGAAAAUGAUGACUUAGAUGUUGAUGAUAUCUUAAACAGAAUAGAAAAAAUAGUAGAAAUGAAGCCGGAGAGCCUAAAUAAUUACAGAAAAAAAUACAAGCAAAAUAAAGUAAAACAAAAGUAUAAACAUAGCAAACAAAAGACAAAACAAAAGGUUCGUCAGAAAGUUGAAAAGGAUAUACAGUGUAAGAUUUGCAAUAAGGUAUUGGCUAACUUAUACACAUACAAUAGUCAUAUGCUACGUCAUACAGGCUGCAGAUAUGUUUGUGAACACUGUGCUAAAAAAUAUGUGACUUACGCUGAGUUACAAUACCAUUUAGCUUCCUCCCACGAUAUCGGUCCCCAUCAUAUUUGCAAAGAAUGCGGUUUCAAAGCACCUAGGAAAUUCGACCUAGUCGAACACAUAAGAUUACACACUGGAGAACGCCCCUUUGCUUGUGACAAAUGCGGGCUAACGUUCCGAAGACGGUUUGUGUGGAAAAAACAUGCGUUAUACCAUAUGGAAAAAACAGUUCAAUGUCCUAGAUGCCCGAGAAAGUUUUACCAGAGAAGUGAAAUGUUAGCCCAUGCAAAUAAUGUGCAUGAGAGAGUGUAUGUCUAUGCUUGUAAUGAAUGUGACGUCACAUAUGCAAGACCAGCUACGGUGAGACGGCAUUUGAUAGAAAAACAUGGUGUUGCCAGGGAAAUGCAAGGCAGAAUAACUAGGAUUAAUUUAGCCAAAUCUUCAAUAAGAUAAUGUAUUUAUAUUGUACAAUUUAAUGAUUAUUGCAUGCUAUAUUUUUAUAUUGCAUAUUAUUUCUGAUGUAAUAAUAAUAAAAUUGUUUUCCUGAAAUUAAUAAAAUGUUACAACUACAAUUAUUU
This is a messenger RNA of Pectinophora gossypiella (pink bollworm), 1454 nucleotides long. Its product is annotated as zinc finger protein 480-like. The transcript has a single exon. Gene Ontology annotation, molecular function: zinc ion binding; RNA polymerase II transcription regulatory region sequence-specific DNA binding; DNA-binding transcription factor activity, RNA polymerase II-specific. NCBI's taxonomy places the organism in Eukaryota, Metazoa, Arthropoda, Insecta, Lepidoptera, Gelechiidae. Gene Ontology annotation, biological process: regulation of transcription by RNA polymerase II. Gene Ontology annotation, cellular component: nucleus. The record is from RefSeq and is a predicted model, not a curated record. Bases 70 to 1329 code for a protein of 419 amino acids.